Messenger RNA from Menidia menidia (Atlantic silverside), 2282 nucleotides. The record is from the annotation of a GenBank genome assembly. NCBI's taxonomy places the organism in Eukaryota, Metazoa, Chordata, Actinopteri, Atheriniformes, Atherinopsidae.
AGUCGUCUCCUUCCUCACGUUUCAGUUGUAACAGCGGGCUUUAACCUCUUUAUAAAGCCUGUCUUGGUCAAGAGCCUGCCUGUGCACAGCAACAGAGCUGUGCGGUGUAGUUUAAGAACAUUAUCCCCUUUUAAUCCACUUUGCCUUCUGCCACAUGCAGGUGGACAGAGAGGCAGAUGGGGCUGGGUGACACAAUCAAACACCCGCUGCCAUACUUAAUUGCUCUGGGUGAUUCUUCUUUUGAGACUAAAUCUUUUUUUUUCCAAGGAACUCGCUGUAAACGUUGAGGGUGGACUAUCUUCAGUUCUAAAACUGUUAUCUUAUUAAUCUACUGGUUACUUUGCAUUUAGCUGUGAGUUUUCUCUGAGGCAUGGAAGACCCUGACAUACGACAACAGAAGCUGGGCAAUCAGAGGGCUCUUUUGUUGAAAAAGCAGCAAAAGAAAAGAUCUGACACGCAAAUGGUUGUGGCCAAUCGGGAUACACGCCAAAAGAAUCGAAAACACAAAGCCAUCAGCUCCGAAGAGACACCUCUUUUGAUCUGCCAGUCACUGAGCAAUACCUCGCUGAGUGAUCAAGUUGAACAUGCCCAUGAUAACCCCCUGGAUGAGAUCACUCUGGGUGAGGAUGACAUGACAUCGAGCUUGUUGUCAGAUGAGAUGCCCUCAGAGAAACCCUGUACCCCCAAAAAGAUGAACUUGGUGGUUGACAGUGAGCCUGAGGUGACACUUGACAGAGAGAAUGAAGCAUCAACGGAAGGGAAAAAGACAAAGAAGAAAGAUAUGAAAAAAGAGAAAGGCAAAUAUGCUGAACAGCUGGAGGAGAAGGGGCAAGAAAAGGAGAAAGACACGGAGAAAAAGGAGAAAAAAAUCAAGAAGAAGGACAAAGUUAAAGAAUCUCUCGAUGUUCAGAAGACAAACAAAACUACCAAACAGGAGCAUAAAAAAAAACAUUUACAGGAAACCAUAAACAGUGAGACAGAAUCUAUGGUGGAGAAGCCAUCUCCAAAGAACAACUGUGCUAACAGUGACAAUGAAGAGGACAAGGAGCUCCAUGUUUCUCCUUUACUUAUGAAGAAAAACCCACUGGAUACAUCCAGGUGUCAAAUAAGUGAUGAGAGCAAAGAUGAUGAAAUCCAAGAUAAGGAAAAGAAAGGAAAAAAGUCAAAGAAAGCCGAGAAAACUACUCAGAGUCUUGCAUCGCUCAACUCCAACUACAAAGAAACUUCGUCCUCAGACGGUGAAAAUAUUGAAAGAUCAACAUCUCCGGUGUCGGUGGAGGAUCUUGAAAAGUUUGCCUUACGUCCUGCUCCCAGAGAUGUGACGAUCCAGUGCAGGGUGACCAGGGACAGGAGAGGAAUGGAGAAGGGAAUCUAUCCCACCUACUACUUGCACAUGGAAAAAGAAGAUGGGAAAAGGGUUUUUCUGAUGGCUGGAAGAAAAAGGAAGAAGUGCAAAACAUCCAAUUAUCUCAUCUCCACUGACCCUACAGACCUAUCCAGAGAUACAACCUCCUACAUUGGUAAACUGAGGUCCAAUGUCCUUGGUACAAAGUUUACGGUCUAUGAUGGGGGUGAAAACCCAGAAAAGAAACCAUUUAUCAAGGAGAGUGAAUCAGUGCGGCAGGAACUGGCCGCCAUAUGCUAUGAGACAAACGUCCUGGGCUUCAAGGGUCCAAGAAAGAUGACCGUGAUCAUCCCGGGUAUGCUGGAGAAUGACGAACGAGUGUCAAUACGUCCAAAAGAAGAGAGUGAAACACUCCUGACACGCCAUGCAACAGGUAAAACAGACAAGCUGGUUACACUGGUGAACAAAUCCCCGAGCUGGAAUGAACAGACUCAGUCGUACGUUUUAAACUUUCACGGACGCGUCACACAGGCCUCUGUGAAAAACUUCCAGAUUAUCCAUCCUGACAACGAUGAUUACAUCGUGAUGCAGUUUGGUCGUGUGGCAGAAGACGUCUUCUCUAUGGAUUACAGUUUCCCCAUGUGUGCCCUGCAAGCCUUUGCCAUCACUCUGUCAUCCUUUGAUGGCAAACUGGCCUGUGAGUGACACAUGGCGGUGUGCCUCAAGUGCUUAACUUUAACUAAAACUCUGGUCUACAAAUGAAAUUUGAAUAAACAUUUUAAACACAUAAUUUGAGGGUCACUUUCAUUACACUUAGAAUACACUGAAGAUGGAAAAAAAUAAUAAAAAGAAUGCCUUUAGCAGAGAAAAGUUGUUUAGGUCUUGUUAUUUUUGCAACUGAUUUUUACAACCCCCAAAACAGAGCCACCAUGCAUAA